GGAAAAUAUUUUCCAUAUACAGCGCAGCCCUAAUCGGAGGUCACGAGUUCUCUUCAUUCUUAUUAUAAUCACUCAAUUCACCGAACCAGUUUCCUUUCGAUUCCACAAAAAAAGCCCAUUGAGAUAAUCUCUAUCUCGUAUUGAGAAUCUGAUCUCUUUGUUAAAGUCAAAAUUACGAUUAUUUGGCUUGCUUGUUGAAACAGCUUAAAUACUUUUGGCUCCUAACCAAUGGAGAAAGGAACACCUCCUAGCCUUUUUGUUAAUGAUGGCUCCUUCAUGGAGAGGUUUAAACAGCUUCAACAAGGCAAAGACAAGGAAAAGGAGAGGGAGAAAGGCACUACAUUGGUAGAGGAGUCUAAACCCGUCAAGAUUGUAUCAGGGACUUCAACUCCUAAAGUAUCUUUAAGAAAACCCAUUGUGGAUACACAGAAAUCCGGCCCUGCUACAUCAGGUGGCAAACUUGCAUUCAGCUUGAAACAAAAGUCUAAGGUUGUGGCACCUCCUGUUAAGCUUGGUGCAGAUGAGGAUGAAGAUGAGACAGAUGCUGAAAAUGGUUCAGGUGAUGCACCAAUGAAACGGCAGAAGGUGGGGCAACCAGAGGCAUCUGAGCAAUCAUCAAGACAAGCUGCAGUUGCGCCACUUUCCCCAAGUGAUCCUACUGUGAAGAAAGUUGCAGACAAAUUGGCAAGUUUUGUUGCCAAACAUGGAAGGCAAUUUGAGCAUGUAACUCGUCAAAAGAAUCCUGGAGACACACCAUUUAAAUUCCUUUUUGAUGAGAGUUGCACGGACUACAAGUAUUAUGAAUAUCGGCUUGCUGAGGAGGAAAAAACUCUUUCACAGACCAUGGAGACUCAGACGCCUCAAAGCGGUGGCAUGAGCACUGCAGCCUCUAAAUCUACUAAUGUUUCUCAAAGGUCCCUUCAGCAGCAAAAUUAUCAAAUCCCUGCCUCAGCUUUAUAUGAAGCCGCCGAAGAGCCAACAGAUUCUUUGGCUUCAACUCAAGCAGCUUCAUGGGGAGGACCUGGCUGUGGUGAAUCUAGUGGACCACCUAGUGCUGAUCCUAUAGCUAUGAUGGAGUUUUACAUGAAGAAGGCUGCUCAGGAAGAGAAGAGGAGACAGCCUAAACAGUCGAAGGAUGAGAUGCCCCCUCCUCCUUCCCUCCAAGGUGCAGGUCCACCUUCUAAAAGAGGUCAUCACAUGGGUGAUUACAUUCCACUACAAGAGCUUGAGAAGUUCAUGGCUACCUGUAAUGAUGUAGCCGCUCAGAAAGCUGCAAAAGAGGCUGCAGAUAGGGCAAAAAUUCAGGCUGACAACAUUGGGCAUAAGCUUUUGUCCAAAAUGGGUUGGAAAGAAGGUGAGGGUCUGGGGAGCUCCAGAAGUGGAAUUGCAGAUCCAAUCAUGGCAGGUGAUGUAAAGACGAACCAUUUGGGGGUUGGUGCACAUAAUCCAGGGGAGGUGACGCCUGAAGAUGAUAUAUAUGAACAGUACAAGAAGCGAAUGAUGCUUGGUUACCGUUAUAGACCAAAUCCUAUGAACAAUCCCAGAAAAGCAUACUACUGAGCGGCGUGUUAUUUUGUCAUCAACUCAUCAUCUAUUGAAUAUUGCCUCCAAGAAAUAACUAGAUGUUAAAACUACUUGUUAUUUGUGAGAAAAGGAAAAUUAGUUUUGUUGUUUCACGAUAGAACAAACUUGUUUGGUGUUUGUUUUGGUGAAAUUUAAUGCUAACUGAAUUGCUAUAUAUAUGCCAUGACAAGAUUAAUUGUUUGAACAA
Messenger RNA from Pistacia vera, 1771 nucleotides. RefSeq names its product SURP and G-patch domain-containing protein 1-like protein. Bases 229 to 1560 code for a protein of 443 amino acids. Gene Ontology annotation, molecular function: RNA binding. Gene Ontology annotation, biological process: RNA processing. The record is from RefSeq and is a predicted model, not a curated record. Lineage: Eukaryota; Viridiplantae; Streptophyta; Magnoliopsida; Sapindales; Anacardiaceae. The transcript is spliced from 9 exons. Gene Ontology annotation, cellular component: nucleoplasm.